Messenger RNA from Anopheles darlingi, 1511 nucleotides. RefSeq names its product chromaffin granule amine transporter-like. The transcript has 2 exons. Gene Ontology annotation, biological process: transmembrane transport; aminergic neurotransmitter loading into synaptic vesicle. Gene Ontology annotation, molecular function: serotonin:sodium:chloride symporter activity. Gene Ontology annotation, cellular component: synaptic vesicle membrane; terminal bouton. NCBI's taxonomy places the organism in Eukaryota, Metazoa, Arthropoda, Insecta, Diptera, Culicidae. The record is from RefSeq and is a predicted model, not a curated record. The coding region runs from base 1 to 1503 and encodes 500 amino acids.
AUGGUAUCGCUGGAUGGCCCAGUUCGGCGCCAAAGUCGUGCCGUGGUUGCUUUGGUCGUUUACAUUUCUUUGUUUCUGGAUAACAUGCUGUUAACAGUGAUUGUCCCCAUUCUACCCGAUUAUCUCGUGCAGUUCCAUGCCAAUGUACCGGAAAGCGUUCUCUACAAGAACUUUAGCCUCCAUUACGUGCCAACGCUGAUCGGGGCCGGUAGUGGAGCGGGUAUAGAUCAACCGGUACAACCCGAAAUUUCACGAACGCCAGCGAUCGAGGAGGAAAACGGAUCCAUCGGUAUCCUGUUGGGGAUGAAGGCUUUGGUGCAGCUCGUUGCGAAUCCCAUCGUCGGCAGUAGCACCGGACGGUUCGGAUUCUGUCUUCCGAUCGCCUUCGGUACGUUCAAUCUGUUGGUGGCUUCGUUGAUUUUCGGUUUCGGUACGUCCUACGGAUCACUGUUUGUGGCUCGGGCUAUACACGGUAUCGGAUCGGCCUGCAUCGGUGUCUGCGGUAUGAGUCUUGUCGCCCAGCUGUACACCGAACCGGACCGUCGAUCACGAGUGAUGGGCACCAUCUUGGGUGCGAUGGCCGUUGGAGUGCUCGUGGGAUAUCCAUUUGGUGGAAUUGCGUACGAAGUGGCGGGUAAAGCGGCACCAUUCCACGUGAUUGCCCUGCUAUGUUUGGGCAAUCUGGUGUUGCAGUACUGGCAACUGGAAUUCGGUGCGAUUCGAUUAAAUCCCCUACCGAGAGAUUCAUCGACGACGGUUACAGAGGAAAGAUGGGUGACCUGGUGGCCCUUGCUGACCGAUCGGUUGAUCCUUGUCAUCGUGGGAGCCAUCUGGAUUUCAACUUCGGCCAUGGCUAUCCUGGAACCGUGUCUACCGAUCUGGAUGAUAUCGCAUCUGCAUCCGAAAAAAUGGCAACUAGGCACGGUGUUUAUACCCGAUUCCAUCGGAUACUGGGUAGGGACAAACUUCUUCGGUACCGUCGCAUAUCGCUAUGGGCAGGUUCGUGUUUCAAUAGCCGCGCUACUGCUCGUUGGUAUCUCCUGUGUGCUGCUGCCAUCGGCUAGCACCGUGGCCGGAUUGUUGUUCCCACAUUUAGGACUUGGACUGGGUAUUGGAGUAGUUGAUGCGGCAUUGGUGCCCCUACUGGCCACAUUAGUCGACAAUCAGUUAGCAUCCCGGAUGGAUUAUGAUCCCGAGCUAAGCCCCGAUGAGGAGAGUGGUCGCCAUGGAUACGGAGCCGUUUAUGCCAUUCAGCAGAUAGCCGUCAGUGUAGCCUACUCGCUGGCUCCUAUCAUCGGUGGAGAGUUGGUUCCGGUGAUUGGCUUUCCAUUCGUACUACGCGCACUUGGUAUACUGAAUCUUUUCUACGUACCACUGCUGCUAUGCUCUGCUUUGCGAAGGUCGUUAAUCAACCCGAUGCUGACUACGACUAAGCAAACCGAUCUGCCCCUUGCCAAUAGUGAACCAUCGUCCUACCGGCGGUUCUACAAUACCGUGGAAUGAAUGUGUCC